Messenger RNA from Penicillium vulpinum, 1125 nucleotides. Its product is annotated as patatin-like phospholipase family protein. The transcript is spliced from 3 exons. Gene Ontology annotation, cellular component: membrane. The coding region runs from base 1 to 1125 and encodes 374 amino acids. NCBI's taxonomy places the organism in Eukaryota, Fungi, Ascomycota, Eurotiomycetes, Eurotiales, Aspergillaceae. Gene Ontology annotation, biological process: arachidonate metabolic process. The record is from RefSeq and is a predicted model, not a curated record.
AUGUUCGAUGUCACGACGACAAGCUCCACUGGUUGCCGAGUCGCUAUUAUCACGAGUCGUACUUCUGAUGGAAAGGCUUGUGUCUUGGCAAAUUAUCGUGGAAUGGGCCAGCGAGAAGUGAAUGCAGCAUAUGAGUUCCUUAUCCCUAAGAUGGCGGAUGAGAAUCCUCACGUCUGGAAAGUAGCUCAUUGCAGCGUCGCAGCUCCUUUCUUUUUCCGAUCAAAAUCCCUCCCAGGCUUUGGUGCGCUACAGGAUGGCGGAGUCCGAGCCAACAAUCCUCUGGCAAUUGCGCUCAAGGAGUCAGUAGUCAUCUGGCCCUCUGCGAAAACCCAUGAUCUACUCUUGUCAGUGGGAACGGGCUCAUUUUCUUCUGCCGCUAAGCCAAUUGAGCGUGCUAUUGGUAUAUUGCAAGACAGUGCUAUCCCUCGUAUGAUCCGAGCGACGAUGUCCUCUCCAUGUAUGGAUGGCGAGCAAGGAUUCCAUGAGGCACUCAAUUUCGUGCCAGAUGUGGAAAGAUCAAACAUCUUUCGGCUGAAUCACGAGUUGCCUGAACCACUUCCUCGGUUGGACGAUGUGAGCAAAUUAGAAGAGAUGUCCAAGAUGCAUUUUACUGUUCCGACUGAACUAGUGAGAACUAUCUUGGCGACCGCUUUUUUCUUCUUUGAACUCGAUGAGUUGCCAAUCAAAAGCCAAGGAGCGUUUUUCUGUAAAGGCUCAGUUCUGUGCUCCCGAUCAUAUUCUAGGGACCUAGUGAAACUGGUCAUGGUGGAAUUUCCAGGCGCAAUGUUUGAAACGGCCCGUGGCCAACGCCUUGGGGACGUUGAUGAUGAUGAUGGUUGCCGCGUAUGUGGAUACUACCGCAAAAAGGUGGGAUUUUCAAUCAAUGGACUUCAUGAAAUGACAUCAAUUGGGAUUGCCGGUUCUUCGUUCUUCCAAAGGAUUGGCGGCUUUCCAAAGUCGGUGCAAGAGCUCCUCGAUGAUCAACAAGCCAAUUCCCACUUUGGUCGUGCAGACCAUUUGGUUGCUUCCUGGCCCCCGAAAAGGAAUUGCUACUGUUCCCCACGGGUUAAACGUCAUAUCAAAUUUUUGGAGCCAGCCUUGAUAUACAAGAAGCGGCGGCUAUGA